Molecule: messenger RNA, 2073 nt
Organism: Eremothecium sinecaudum
Lineage: Eukaryota; Fungi; Ascomycota; Saccharomycetes; Saccharomycetales; Saccharomycetaceae
Gene: SRB4
Product: Srb4p
Exons: 1
Coding region: 1-2073 (690 amino acids)
Biological process (GO): regulation of transcription by RNA polymerase II
Cellular component (GO): core mediator complex; mediator complex
Molecular function (GO): transcription coregulator activity
Source: RefSeq, a predicted model, not a curated record
AUGCAUAGUGGUGGUCAACCUCGAAAUAAUGCUACGUAUUCUGUGACAAUACAUAAUUUUAACAAUAACCCAUACUAUGAUAUCUUUAUUCAAGUGACAAAGACACUUUCUAAUGCCCCAUUUGAAGUAAGUUCAAUCAUUAUGACUGAAGAUGUUGGAUCAGAAGGCCAAAGAAACCUUUUUGUUGAUACAGCCGAAAUUAACAUUGCUCUGGAUCCGAAUUUAAUUGGUUUAGCAGUUAACAAGAUCUCCCCUGCAGCUUCAACUGCAACAGUGCCUACAAAUGGAACUGAGACUGCUUCUGAUCAACCAAUGGAGACUGUAGAAGAAAGAAAUGACCAACUUCAGCAAGCAUUGGUAGCAAAUCCUUAUGAGACAUACAGGCAGAUGCCUUUACAACAGUUAAUACCGUUGAUUUUACAACAGCGUGAAAGCAGCAAGUUCUCGGAUUUAUCAGAGGAGACAUUAAUGCAAGAAUUGGCAUUAGAAGAGAAUGGGAUGUCUGUCGAAGAUAAGGAUAUGGAUGGAGAUAUUGAUAUGCAGAUUACUCAAGCGGAAAAGACUCCGAAACCGCAGGAAAUAACAGAUGAUGGUUAUGAGGGUGAGUUGGGGAACAUCCUUGAGGGUUCAAUGUCUGCGGAGCAGUUUAAACAAAUGAAAAAGGAAGUUCUGGAGAAUAUCAACCUGGCAUUGAAUGAAUCCUCUUUAUCAUUGGAGUUUGUCUCUUUGUUACUGUCAUCUGUUCGAACUCAUGUAGGUGUUAGUUCGAUGUCUCCCUUCCUGAAGCGUUCUGUACCACCCGCUUCUUUAAAUGCUGAUAAACUUCCUUACCAGCGUAAGACGAAAAAGGAGGCAUUGGAGCUCGCGGUAAUAAGUAAAGGAUGGAAGCUAAGAUGUCUUGAAGAAGCACGUUCUUUAUUAAAAGAUAACUACAUGAAGAUAGAAAAGUCUCUUGAAAUUGAACAUGCGCAUUGGUCUAUGAUAGCAGAACAUAUCUCGAAUACUGACGUUAUGUUCAAAAUAAGAGAUGGUUACACAGGGAAAAGGUCCCUUGCUAUAAAAUAUGGUUAUGAGGAUUCUGGAUCGCUAUACAAGCAAGAUAGAGGCAUUGCAGUCUUGCGACAUAACACUGACUUGAAGAAGCUUGAACUAGUUCCUAUUUCGCAUUCCAAAGGGCAUGUUCAUAUUCCUAGGAAUUCUGGUGACAGAUUCAUGAGAGUUUAUAUUUACACAAACAUCGAAGAAGAUAAUGACUACAUUUUAAGCGGAGUAAGUAGUAUAGAUGAACAAUCACUUUUGCAAUCAUCGCAGGAUGAUAUUGGUCAACAGGUUGCAAAAUUAAAGUUUCUGAUCUUUGAACGAGAGUUAAUGUACCAAUUGAAAAAGGAAUCAGUUCAGCUGAUAUCCUAUGAUGUUAAGUUAGAAAAUGAAAAUAAAAUAGUAAUGGAAUUCCCUGGCGAAAAGAUUGAAAUUGAAAUGGUUCCAUUAGAUGACAAUGCCCUUCUACUAAGCCAAGAUGCUCCUAGAAAAAAUGAUAAUAGGGCAAACCUAAUAUUAAUAUUUUUGCGCAUGUUACUAGUAGUCAUGCAUAAGAACCAGUUAAGGCAAAGGUUGAAGCCAUCGGCACCAAAACAAAAGCAAAGAGGAAGUGAAAAGGACUUGUUGUUAUUGAGGCCUAUAGUAGGUAAGAUUAGACACCAAAGUUAUAUUAGCCUCUUACAGAAAGUUUUUACCGAGUCUGUUUUGGAUAGAGUUCCUGGUGCAACAAUUGAGGUUACUCCCGAAACAGAUGAUAAUGGGCCAGCGCAUGUUACAGAGUACUUCACUACAGAAUUAGAUAAACAAAUUUCACUAUUCGACAAAAUAUUAAAGAAACCUAAGACUAGGUUAAGAGUUGACUUACCUGGAAAAGGUUGUAUCAAUCUGGUACUGAAAAGUUCGAAUUAUUGUAAUGCCAUAAUGUUAGUAAAAUACUCAAACAGUAGUAACGAAACUGUGUUUGACACUGGGUUUACCGAGUUUAAAGAGUUAGAAGAAUUUUUGAAUUUUAUCGUUGUUGAAUAUGUUCUAUAG